AUGACGCGAGAGAAGAAGCGGCAUCCCGUGGUGUUUGUGCUCAUUGACGGUAUUGGGGACAUGACGAUUGACAUAUCCAAGUACCGAAGCGCUCGUGGAACGCCGGGCACGACGUUGCAGGCGGCGCACACCCCCGCCAUGGAUGCGAUUGCCCUCGCUGGGCUGAACGGGCUCCUCGAUCCUGUCGAACCUGGCAUGGCGUGCGGAAGCGACACGGCGCACAUGUCCAUCUUCGGGUACCCCCCGACCAAGCAUUAUCGCGGAAGGGGGUCGUUCGAAGCGAUGGGCGCGGGCCUCGAGAUGGCGCCUGGGGACGUUGCGUUCAAAUGCAAUUUUGCCCACCUCGAUCGCGCGUCCAACAUCGUGACCAUGCGACGCGUGGACCGCAAUUUCCACUCAUGGGGUACGGACCUGUGCCCGUUUAUCGGGUCGCUCGCGCUCCCAUCCUUUCCCAACGUCCGCGUGGCCUGCAAAUACGCCACGGAACAUCGAUGUGGGAUUGUGUUCCAUGGCCCGAACUUGUCAGAUCAAAUCACGGGCACGGACCCGUUGAAAGACGAGCUGCCCCUUCUCAAAUCGACUCCGAUAGACCCGACACUGCCCUCGGCUGUGUACACGAGCCAGGUGCUCAAUGAAGCGUCCGCGGUAAUUAUCGACCGCCUCUCGCGCCAUCCCCUCAACGUUGCGCGGGAAGCGGAAGGAUUGGCCACUGCCAACUUGGUGUUGUUUCGGGGUCCUGGGGAACGCAUCAAUGUUCCCAACUUCGAGGCAACGCACGGGAUGAAAUCGUUCAUGAUUGCCCCCACGUGCAUCAUCGCAGGCCUGGGGAAGUCGUUGGACAUGGACGUGAUCCCCGUGGAAGGUGCGACGGGUGAUUACCACACGAAUCUGCUCAACAAGGCGAACGCUGCGCUCGAUUGUUUUCGUGAUCGAACGUAUGAUUUCGGGUUCGUGCACGUCAAAGCAGUCGACGACGCCGGUCACGAUCGCGAUGUCCACAUGAAGAUGCAUUUCUUGGAAAAGGCCGAUGAAAUGAUUGCUCGACUGAUUGAAGGCCUGGAUGCGGCGAUUGAAGAAGAGGCAACAAUCAUCGUAACAGGUGACCACACGACCCCGGUGUUGUAUGGGGAUCACACAUUUGAGCCAGUUCCGUUCACGAUUGCCAAUGUUCGUGCGGCGGCUCGCGUGCUUCGAGGGGACGCUUCCACCCAGGGGCAUGUACAUUCCCUUCAGGACAACGUGGUUCAGUUCUCAGAAGUCGAUGUCGCGGGGGGGGUGCUCGGUCGAUUCACCGGCGACCAGGUCAUGACGAUCGUCAAGCAGUUCCGUGCGCAGAAUGUUUGA
Aphanomyces astaci is the source of this 1344-nucleotide messenger RNA. RefSeq lists its product as hypothetical. Gene Ontology annotation, molecular function: metal ion binding. The record is from RefSeq and is a predicted model, not a curated record. Bases 1 to 1344 code for a protein of 447 amino acids. NCBI's taxonomy places the organism in Eukaryota, Oomycota, Saprolegniomycetes, Saprolegniales, Verrucalvaceae. The transcript has 6 exons.